Messenger RNA from Malassezia japonica, 798 nucleotides. Its product is annotated as tRNA-5-taurinomethyluridine 2-sulfurtransferase. Gene Ontology annotation, biological process: tRNA wobble position uridine thiolation. Gene Ontology annotation, cellular component: mitochondrion. Gene Ontology annotation, molecular function: sulfurtransferase activity. NCBI's taxonomy places the organism in Eukaryota, Fungi, Basidiomycota, Malasseziomycetes, Malasseziales, Malasseziaceae. Bases 1 to 798 code for a protein of 265 amino acids. The transcript is spliced from 3 exons. The record is from RefSeq and is a predicted model, not a curated record.
AUGUCUGGGGGCGUCGACUCGUCGGUCGUCGCGGCGCUGCUGAGCGAGAUGGAUGUCGACUUGCGAGCGGUAUAUAUGCGAAAUUGGUCCACGAUGGACGAGCAGGGAGCGAUGCAGGCCGGCAGCGGCGGCGCGAUGGGGUGCGAGUGGCAGCGGGAGUGGGAUGACGUGCAGCGCGUGUGCCGCCACCUAGGCGGCAUCCCGGUAGAGCUCGUCGACCUCUCGCGCGAGUACUGGGUGGACGUCUUUGAGCCUGCGAUUGGGCAGUGGUCGGACGGCACGACGCCGAAUCCGGACGUGACGUGCAAUCGCGCCAUCAAGUUUGGCGCACUGAUGGAAAAGGUGCUAGCUCCGAGCCACGCCACACCCGCAUGUCUCGCGACAGGGCACUAUGCGCGUAUCGCCUACCGCAUGCAGAACGGCGCACCGACGCCAUAUAUCCAGCGUGCGAUCGAUCCGUCCAAGGACCAGUCGUACUACCUGUCGUCGGUGCCGUCGGAGCGGCUGCGCAGUGCGUUCUUUCCGCUGGGAUCGAUGCACAAGGCGGACGUACGUGCGACUGCACGCCGCCUUGCUUUGCCUACUGCCGAGAACCCGGAGAGCAUGGGGCUGUGCUUUGUCGGGGAGCGGGGUGCAGGUGCGCAUGCCUUUGCGCGGUUCCUCGACAAUUAUCUCGAGAGCACUCCGGGGCACCUCCUUGCGCCGGACGGCGGGGUGCUCGGCCAGCACCAGGGCCUGCACUCGCUCACGAUCGGGCAGCGCGCGCGCAUCGGCGGACGCCCAGAGCAAAUACCAUGA